CUACCGGUAAACAGCUUGAACACUUCUUGGCGGGCUCCAACCCCACUUUCACUUGCACGACCUCAACACCCCAAAAUUUCAAACUAUUGCGUGAUCAAACACGAAAAGAAGCCGUCUGCCCUUUACCGGGUUCGAUUUUCCGGCUUUCAGGGCUGCACAAAAGCAAGCGAUUAGGUGACAGAAAGAACUCCGGCCAAUCAUAGAAUCAUCUCCCUUUGCAAGGGCUGCUUCUCUAGCAUCUCAUGGCUUUGAAUUUGAGCAGUGGGAGGAGGAGAUGGGCGUGCCGAGCGGCGAGCAGAGGAGGGAAGGGAGGCGCAGGCUGCCGCCAUUUCCACGUCCACCACGUCCCGAGCCAGGUCUGGGCCUCGCCUCUCCUCCGGUGGCCGACUCGCUUCUCGCUGCUGCCUUAUCUGUUGGUCCUUCCGGUGCUUUUCUUAGCCGUGCUUGCAUUUCUCGUGUGUUUCGGCUGGUUCACCCUGGUCUAUUUCGUGUCGUCCUUGUGGAGCAAAGAAAAUGAUCAUGAGCUAUGCGUGAGCCGGAGCGCGAACAGUGCCAGCGAUGGUGGUGAACCGCGCGGGGAAGACGGAGAGGAAAGAGCUGUGGAGCGAGUAACAGAGCCUGAUGGUGAUUAUGGCCUGUCAGAAGUUUGUGUUGAAGGGCAGGAGAUAAAAGAGGUGUUCGAAGAUGGAUUCUCUGAAGAAUUUCAGCUCAUAUCACGGAUGGCUUCACCCGAAAUCUUUAUCGAUGACAAAGAGCAUGCCAAUGAGGAGAAAAUUGUGAAAGAAGUGGUGAUGUUUGAGACAAACAAGGAGCUAAAAGCAUUUUCUGAAUUGGAUGAUUCUUUAGAGAAGCAUCAGCAGGUAAUGGAUAGUCCAAUUGAGUGUUUUCUUGAAGAACUUAAUGCUAGAUGCAGAGAGGUUAGCACCUCACUUAAUACUGCGAAAUUAGUCGAUGUGCCAUAUGUUGGAGAAGAAUUUGUUGCAAACAGGAAGGAAAUGUCAGUUUUGUGUUCGUUGGAGAUUUUGGAAUUUAUUGACAAGCAUGAUACUGCAGAAAUAGUAGUUGACAGCGCUGGGAGUGAUUUUGAGAUUCCAGAGGUUCCUUCUUCCGAUGAUUCAGCCCACCAUGGUAUUUUAAACGAACACAGGAAGGAUGUCAACCAAGAACAGAGCAUAGCAGAAAUAUCAGUUAACAGUGUUGUUAACCAUAACAGGAUACCUGAAGGCAUCCUUGACGAAUGGCAAGAAACACAAAAUCUAGUAACUGAGCACAACAAGGUACCUGAAGAUGAUUCCAUGGAAGAAGAUGGAAAGCAGAUCGUUAGUACUUCAGAUGAACCUCAAGAUUCUUCAUGUGAAACAGUCAGGUUGGCAGGUUAUGUGUGUGAAAAUGAAUCUCAAACUUCUGCAUCUGCUGUUUGUGACCAAGCUACUAGUGACCAAGAUUGUGAACUUGAAGAAGAGGGUAUUAAGAACAAGAGAGUAGAGACAUCAAAUUCUGCAUCUGAUGUUUGUGAUUUCGCCGACAACCAUUGGAGAAUAAUAGAACAACUUGAUGGCUUUGCAAGGGAAGAAAGUAUUCACAAGGACGGUUUACUAGAGAAUUCAGCCCAUGAAACGAUUAGUGAUGAGGAUGAUGAUAGAAAUGAUAAUUGUACCUCCACGGGAUCUUCACGUAGACUGCCGUUCAUUAAGAGGUCCCCGUCACAGUGGUGGAAUUUAUGUGGAGUCCUUGAUGUGUUUGCUGGAGGUGAAGACUAUUGAGAUUUUCAGAGGCCGUCAGGGAAGCAUUAGGUCCAUCCUAUUAUGCUAUCAACAAUAUUUCUCAUGGCUUGAGUUUUGUUUUUCUUUAAUUACCUGCCUUCGCUCUUGGCACUAUUAUGUGCGCUGCUGUGGCUUUGACUGCUUGUUUGUUUUAUAUUUUUCAUUCACUAUGUUUUGGGAAGCUUUAGGCCUCUAUGAAAUGUUGAUUUUUUUUGGGACUAAAGGAUUGCAUUGAUGAUUUGCGGUGAGCCCACAUCUUUUUGAGUUUUUGACUGAUUGUUUUUCUUUCUUCUUUUGGCCAAAAUUGGCUGUUGCAAUUCUUCCUUCUUCCUUCAUCCUAGAGAUUGAAGAAAGCUAUACUGAUUGUAAUUGGUAUGAAAUGGAAAUACAUCUUGUAAUUUGUAAA
Molecule: messenger RNA, 2169 nt
Organism: Setaria italica (foxtail millet)
Lineage: Eukaryota; Viridiplantae; Streptophyta; Magnoliopsida; Poales; Poaceae
Exons: 3
Coding region: 243-1763 (506 amino acids)
Source: RefSeq, a predicted model, not a curated record